Molecule: messenger RNA, 4027 nt
Organism: Pristis pectinata (smalltooth sawfish)
Lineage: Eukaryota; Metazoa; Chordata; Chondrichthyes; Rhinopristiformes; Pristidae
Gene: uso1
Product: USO1 vesicle transport factor
Exons: 26
Coding region: 72-2981 (969 amino acids)
Biological process (GO): transcytosis; intracellular protein transport; endoplasmic reticulum to Golgi vesicle-mediated transport
Cellular component (GO): endoplasmic reticulum; cytoplasm; Golgi membrane
Molecular function (GO): protein binding
Source: RefSeq, a predicted model, not a curated record
CGACAGCCCCGCCUCCCUCCCUCCCGCUGCGCAUGCGCGGGAGCGCGGGCGGCGUGUGACAGUUGGCGGCCAUGAACUUCCUCCGAGGGGUAAUGGGCGGCCAGAGCGCCGGCCCGCAGCCCAGCGGCGCCGACACCGUGCAGAAGCUAUGUGACAGAGUAGCUUCUUCUACGCUGCUAGAAGACCGCAGAGAUGCUGUGAGAGCACUCAAAUCACUGUCUAAGAAAUAUCGUCUUGAAGUGGGCAGUCAGGCUAUGGAACACCUCAUUAACGUGCUGCAGAUGGAUCGCUCAGACUCUGAAAUAAUUGGCUAUGCAUUGGAUACCCUUUACAAUCUGAUCUCUAAUGACGCUGAAGAGGAAGAACCAGCAGAAGGAUCUGAAGAGGAGAAUGUUCAAAAGUCUAGUUCUGAUGAUCUUGAGAUGCAGUUCACAGAGAUUUUCAUCAAGCACCAGGAAAAUUUAACCUUGUUGUUAUCAUUGUUAGAGGGGUUUGAAUUUCAUGUGCGUUGGCCUGCUGUGAAACUCCUAACUGCUCUUUUAAAAAAUCUUGGGCCACAAGUUCAACAAAUCAUUCUUGUCUGUCCAUUGGCUGUGUCCAGGAUGAUGGAUUUGCUUGCAGACUCCAGAGAAGUGAUUCGCAAUGAUGGGCUUUUGCUACUGCAACAAUUAACAAAAGGCAAUGCAGCCAUUCAGAAGAUUGUUGCAUUUGAAAAUGCCUUUGAACGACUGCUGGAUAUUAUCACUGAAGAAGGAAUGAGUGAUGGAGGUAUUGUGGUUGAAGAUUGUCUUUUACUGCUCCUUAACUUAAUGAAGAACAAUAGUUCAAAUCAGAAUUUUUUCAAAGAGGGUUCAUACAUUCAGCGCAUGAAACCUUGGUUUGAAGUUGCUGAAGGGAAUUCUAGUUGGUCUGCACAGAAGGUGACAAAUCUUCAUCUGAUGCUGCAGCUGGUUAGGGUGCUGGUGUCUCCAGUGAACCCACCUGGAGCUACAAGCAGUUGUCAGAAGUCAGCAUUCCAGUGUGGCUUGUUGCAGCAGUUGUGCACCAUCCUGAUGGCAACAGGAGUUCCUGCUGAUAUUCUCACUGAGACCAUUAACACAGUAUCUGAAGUUAUCAGAGGUUCUCAAGUAAACCAGGAUUACUUUGCUUCUGUGAAUGCACCUUCCAAUCCACCAAGACCUGCAAUUGUAGUACUUCUGAUGUCCAUGGUCAAUGAAAGGCAGCCAUUUGUUCUGCGCUGUGCUGUACUGUACUGUUUCCAGUGCUUUUUGUACAAAAACCAGAAAGGACAAGCAGAGAUAGUGGCCACACUUCUGCCAGCAACCAUUGAUGCAAAUUCCAUCUCAGCUGGCCAACUGCUGUGUGGAGGCCUCUUCUCUCCAGAUUCACUCUCAAACUGGUGUGCUGCUGUAGCACUAGCACACGCUCUGCAGGAUAAUUCAAUCCAGAAGGAACAGUUACUCAGGGUCCAGCUGGCCACCAGUCUUGGAAAUCCGCCUGUGUCUCUGCUCCAACAAUGCACCAAUAUCCUCUCACAGGGAGAUAAGAUCAACAGACGGGGAAGCAAAGUACAAACACGGGUUGGGUUGCUGAUGUUACUGUCCACCUGGAUGACAAACUGCCCCAUCGCUGUCACUCAUUUCUUGCACAACCAGACCAAUGUCCCCUUUUUAACUGCACAGAUAUCUGAGAACCUUGGAGAGGAGGAACAGCUUGUGCAAGGUCUCUGUGCCCUUUUAUUGGGCAUCUGCAUUUACUACAAUGACAACUCACUGGAAAACUACACUAAGGAAAAACUAAAGCAACUAAUAGAGAAGAGGAUUGGAAAAGAAAUUUUCAUUGAGAAGUUGGCUUAUAUCAGUAAACAUGAGCUGUACUCUCGAGCUGGCCAGAAACCUCAGCCCAGCUACUCCACUCCAGAGCAAAUGCUGUUUGACCAUGAAUUCACCAAAUUAGUUAAAGAACUGGAAGUCCUAAUAACAAAGGCUGUUCAGAAAUCCAGCGAGGAUGAGAAGAAGGAAGAGGAGGUGAAGAAAUCUCUGGAACAACAUGACAGUAUAGUCAGUCAAUACAAGGAGCUAAUUCGUGAACAGGAUACACAGCUGAAUGAGUUGAAGAAACAAGUAACUGCCUUGACUAAUCAAAAUGAACAGAGUCAAACAACAAUAACGCAACAGGCAUCACAGAUUCAGCAACUAAAGGACCAGUACAACCUUCUCAAAAUACAAGGCAAACCUCUUGACAGUCAUCAUCACAUUCACAAUGAAGCGGCACAGAUCAAUGGCAUCCAACCCAAGGCUGAUGUGGAAGAAAUUGGAAGAUUACAAGAAGAGCUAGAAGAGCUGAAAAAGCAGCAUGCCAUAUUAGAAGGACAACUGACUGAAAAGGAGUCCAUAAUUGAAAAAUUGAGGACUAAUCAGACAACAGGAAGCAAAGAUACAGAAGUUUGUAUGGAUAACACCGGGGAUCCAACAACAGAACGACACAAGGAGCUGGAGACCUUGCGGACCCUAGUACAGACGCAAGCUGCAGAAAUCAGCCAGCUUCAGUCCAAGAAGCAAGAGCUGGAGAAUCAGCCUGCAACCAUGACUGGGGCAGGAUCAGGAGAUGUUGACAAUGCUUCUGCAUUAACAAGGAUUACACAGUUGGAAAACAGACUAUCAGCUUUGGAUGAUGAAAAUCAAAAGUUAAAGGGCCAGGUAAAGGGCUUGACUGAGGAGAAGAAUUCCCUGGAUCAGCAGCUAACUUCAGUAAAUAGUACAGUUGUCAUCCUUCAGACCGACAAGAGUAAACUCCAGCAGGAGCUGAUGGAAUCGAAGAAGGAGCAGGAUGACCUGUUGGUGCUGCUUGCAGACCAGGACCAGAAAAUCUUCACACUGAGAAACAAGCUGAAGGAGCUUGGCGAACCGGUUGAAGAUGAAGAUGACAUGGAAUCUGGUGACCAAGAUGACGAUGAUGAUGACGAAGAUGACCUGAACUAGUUGUAUCUCACUUGCACGCAGGCAAAGUAGGGAAAUAAAAUGGAAUGAGGGUCAAAGCUUCUAAUAUCACAAUGCAUAAUGUAGAAGCAAGGUUAAAAAUGUUCGGGUUUUUUUUUGAAAAGGGGUUUUGAAAUAUCUGUUCAUUGUAUCUACCCAUUACAGAAGUUUUCUCAUCAGGUAGGACAGAAACUUUUAACUCUUGAAGUAUUAAAGUUUUAACAAAGCGUUUUUUUUUCUCCAUUUAAAGGAAAAAAUAGAUAGCCUCCUCUCCCCAACCCUCAGUACAGUAAGCAGAGAUUCACUGUUGUGCUGGUAUAAUCUGAACCAUUAUGGACGUGUAAACUCAGCCAAGCGUUGCAACAAGUACUUUCGACAGAACUGUUGUGGGAGGUUGCAGACCUAACUGCAAAUUAAAAGCAUCAAUUAGAAAAAUAAAAGUUCAAUGCCAGGCCAAGAAUUGGGGCAACUGGAUGUUCUACACAGAACUUAUUUGAAGAGUCAAUUCAUGAGAACUGCCUUUUACUCGUUACUCCAUUCAUUUGCAUCCUACCAUACCUAUCCAGUGUAAGAGCUGUACGCAGUAGGAGAGAAGCAUGGCACACCUGUAUUGCCAUCCUAUGCAUUGGUGGUGGGAGGGGGGCAUUGUAUCUUCACUUUUGUAUCGGCAAGAACACCAAAGUUGAAUGGCCUUUCUGAACUGAGGCUGUGUGCUGGGAAGUGUCUGUCUGAGCUGGUAGCCUCCCUGAUUUGUGACAGUCCAUCACUCAUGGAGGAUUCAUUGUGCCUUCACAUUGUUCAAAGCUGUGUUCUGUCCCUCCAAAUUGGAACUUGCUGUAAAGUUAAUAGCGGCACAACAUUUGAACAGUUUGGUAUUACAGAUAUUUAAGUGUAAUUCUUAAUGUCAAUUUAUUAUUUGUAGACAAUACUGCAAGCAAAGAUUUAUUUCUACGUCUGUUGGCUGUAUUGAUGAGAUACAAGAUCUGUAUGAUUUAUGUAAUUUAUUGGCUGUUAGGCCAAGUCGGAAUAAAAUGAGAUAAUACACUUUA